This is a messenger RNA of Anopheles aquasalis, 1267 nucleotides long. RefSeq names its product MYG1 exonuclease. Gene Ontology annotation, cellular component: nucleus; cytoplasm. NCBI's taxonomy places the organism in Eukaryota, Metazoa, Arthropoda, Insecta, Diptera, Culicidae. The record is from RefSeq and is a predicted model, not a curated record.
AUGUGUGGAAACGUCAACGAAAUGUUUACACGUUGGCGGCUUGUUCUGCCGGUUUUCCCUCGCCUUUCUGCAGUUCCAUUUUCCCGUGAAUAUUGCUGUUUGUUUGGCAAAGUGCACAGUAAACACCGAGAAAUCAGAUACGCAAACCAUUCCCGCACCAUCAUGAGCAGCGAAGAGGCUAAACGGUUCAAGGACGAUCUGCCGGAAGCACGUCUAAAGAUCGGUACCCACAAUGGGAUUUUCCACUGCGAUGAGUUGCUGGCGUGUUUUAUGCUGCAGCAGCUGCCGCAAUAUGCGACGGCCCAGAUCGUACGUUCGCGGGAUAAUAAGGUGCUGGACGAGUGCGACAUCGUGGUGGAUGUGGGCGGAACGUUCGAUCGAUCGCGCCAUCGCUACGAUCACCAUCAGGGAACGUUCAACGAAACGCUCAACAGUCUACGACCGGAGCUGAACUCACCGUGGAACAUUCGUCUCAGUUCGGCCGGACUGGUGUACACGUACUUCGGUGAAGAGGUGAUCCGGGAGGUGGUCAAGAGGAAGCUACGGGUUGAACUGGAUGCCGAUUGCUUGCGUGCCGUCUACCGGAAGGUGUACGAUGGAAUGAUCUGUGAAAUCGAUGCCAUCGACAACGGUGUGCCGAUGUUCGAGGGAGGCGAACCACAGUACAACAUAACGUCCCAUCUGAGUGCCCGGGCGGGCAAGUAUAAUCCCGUCUGGAACGAACCGGAACCACCGCCGGAAGAUAUGGAGCGUUUCGAGCGAGCCAAAGCUUACGUUGGGCAGGAGUUUGAAGACAAGGUGCUGUACUACGUGAAGAGCUGGUGGCCUGCACGUGACAUAGUUCGGCGAGCUCUCGCCAACCGCUCAAGUAUUCACGAAUCGGGCGCUAUUCUGGAGCUAGAUCAAUUCUGUCCAUGGAAGGAGCACCUGUAUGAACUGGAGAAAGAACUCGACGUCGUUGGGCAGGCAAAGUACGUCAUCUACUUCAACAAGGCAAACGAUUGGCGCAUCAUCUGUGUACCUUUACAGUCGGCCAGUUUUGUUUGUCGCAAGUUUCUGGCCAAACCGUGGCGCGGGGUACGCGAUGAUCAACUCGUAACGGUAUCUGGUAUUGAAGGGGCCACGUUUUGUCACCAAACGGGCUUUAUCGGAGGUAAUUUGACGCGUGAAGGAGCUCUUCGGAUGGCGAUCGCGAGUUUAGAAGCAACGGAAGAGUAAUGGAAGAUCAAACGAUAUAGAUGAAUAAAAAGAAACCUCACUCUUGUAA